Molecule: messenger RNA, 1951 nt
Organism: Lynx canadensis (Canada lynx)
Lineage: Eukaryota; Metazoa; Chordata; Mammalia; Carnivora; Felidae
Gene: CDT1
Product: chromatin licensing and DNA replication factor 1
Exons: 9
Coding region: 89-1783 (564 amino acids)
Biological process (GO): regulation of DNA-templated DNA replication initiation; mitotic cell cycle; DNA replication checkpoint signaling
Cellular component (GO): nucleus
Molecular function (GO): DNA polymerase binding; DNA binding
Source: RefSeq, a predicted model, not a curated record
CGGAGCGCGGCCCCACUUCCGGCCCCGGACUGUACUCUGCUCGGUCUCGGUCCCGCCGGGUCCCCGGCCCCCGGCCCUGGGUCCCGCCAUGGCACAGCCCCGUCUCACCGACUUCUUCGCGCGCCGCCGCCCCGGGCCCCGCGCCGCGCCGCCGCGGGCCAAGCCGGCCUGGCGCACCCCGAGCCCCGCCAAGCCGGCACCCCCCACCCCGGCCCGGACCCCGGGAGGCAGCCGCAAGCGCGCCCGCCCGCCCGCCGAGCCCACGCGCGACCACCCCGCGCCGCCCGCGCGCAGGCGGCUGCGGCUACCGGCCGACACGGUCUCGAGCCCCAGUGCCCUGGCUGCCCCAGGCUCCCCAGAGGAGGCCACUCGCUCAGCAGGUCAGCUGCCCUGCUUGGCAGCCCAACAGGACAAGGCCUCCUCAAAAGUCACACUUUCUGAACUCAAGUCGUGCCUACAGCGGGCACGGGAGCUAGGGGCCCGGGCCCAGGAGCUGAAAGCAAGUGCCCAGAGGAAGGAUGCUGGGGAACCCUGCGUGCUGGAGGACCAGGGGCAGCCAGCAGGGCCAUGCGGACAGAAGGCACCCGCCUACCAGCGCUUCCACGCCUUGGCCCAGCCGGGGCCCCCGGGGCUUGUGCUGCCCUACAAGUACCAGGUGCUGGCCGAGAUGUUCCGCAGCAUGGACACCAUCGUGGGCAUGCUCUACAACCGCUCCGAGACCGCGACCUUUGCCAAGGUUAAGCAGGGCGUCCAGGACAUGAUGCGCAAGCGCUUUGAGGAGCGCAACGUGGGCCAGAUCAGAACCGUGUACCCCGCUUGUUACCGCUUCCGCCAGGAGCGCAACGUCCCCACCUUCAAGGACGGCGUCAAGAGGUCCGAUUACCAGCUUACCAUUGAGCCGCUGCUAGACCAGGAGGCCGGCAGCACGGCUCCCCAGCUCACGGCCUCGCACCUCCUGCGGCGCAGACAGGUCUUCGGCCAGAAUCUGGUGGAGCGCGUCCGGGAGCACCACAGGGCCUUCCUCGCCUCCCUGAACCCGCCCAUGGUGGUGCCUGAGGACCAGCUGACACGUUGGCACCCCCACUUCAAUGUGGACGAAGUGCCUGACAUCGAGCCGGCUGAGCUGCCCCAGCCCCCCACCACAGAGAAGCUGGCCACCGCCCAGGAGGUGCUGGCCCGUGCCCGCAGCCUGAUGUCACCCAGGAUGCAAAAGGCCCUGAGCGACCUGGCUCUGCGUACGGCCAAGUCCGGCAGCCCCGGGUCCCCCGGCCCUGCCCCGCCGGCCACCCCGCCGGCCACCCCGCCUGCCGCCCUGAAGGGGGUGUCCCAGGACCUGCUGGAGCGGGUGAGUGUCCGGGGUCCUGGCAGGGGCCCGUGGGACCGGCUCUCCGCUGACCGUUCUCGGGGCCUACCGCAGAUCCGCUGCAAGCAGUCGCAGAAGCAGCUGGCGCAGAUGACGCGGCAGCCGGAGCAGGAGCGGCGGCUGCAGCGGCUGGAGCGGCUGCCCGAGCUGGCCCGCGUGCUGCGUGGCAUCUUCGUGUCGGAGCGCAAGCCCGCCCUCACCAUGGAGGUGGCCUGCGCCAGGAUGGCGGGCAGCUACCGUGCGGCCCUGAGCCUUGGGGAGAUGGAGAAGCACGUACAGCUGCUCUCUGAGCUGCUGCCCGACUGGCUCAGCCUCCACCACGUCCGCACCGACACCUAUGUCAAGCUGGACAAGGCUGCUGACCUGGCAGGUGUCCUCGCCCGGCUGGCCCACCUUGCCCGUGCCGAGGCGGCACUGUGAGCCUCGCGGGCCUGGGCUUAGGUCCUUGGCCUGCCGUGUCUCUUUUAUUCCCUUUAGGAACACAAUGCACUUUUCUUCCCCUCCUAACUCCCCACCAGGGUCCCUGGCCAGUGCGGGUGGUGGGCCCACCCUCUUGCAGAAUAUUGUCAUUAAACUGGUUUCUGUUGG